AUGUCGGGCAAAUUUCUGCUCCAUGUCGUACUUCUGUCCGUGUUGCAUGCAUGUUCCCAAACCCUGGCAUCUGAAGACGAGGAGUACGACGACGUGACCGUCAGUCAAAUGCUGUCGCCGAAAAAGAACGAGAUGGACGCCACUCAGAUCCUGAACAACCUCCUGAAGGAGUACGAUAAGAAGCUCCGCCCCGACAUCGGAGUUAAACCGACUGUCAUCGACGUCGAUAUCUUCGUUAACAGCAUCGGACCCGUCUCAUCAAUAAAUAUGGAGUAUCAGAUCGACAUCAUCUUUGCUCAGACAUGGACAGACAGUCGGCUCAGAUACAACAGCACCAUGAAGAUAUUAACGUUAAACAGUAACAUGGUGGGGCUGAUCUGGGUCCCGGACACUAUUUUUAGAAACUCCAAGAACGCAGACUCACACUGGAUUACCACACCCAAUCAGCUACUCAGGAUAUGGAAUGAUGGGAAAAUACUGUACACUCUCAGACUGACUAUAAACGCUGAGUGUCAGCUGCAGCUCCACAACUUCCCCAUGGAUGAACACUCCUGCCCACUCAUCUUCUCCAGCUAUGGCUACCCGCGAGAUGAAAUGAUCUACAAGUGGAGGAAGAACUCUGUGGAAGCGGCUGACCAGAAGUCCUGGAGACUUUAUCAGUUUGACUUCAUGGGACUGAGGAACACCACGGAUGUCCUCAAGACCACCUCAGGUGACUAUGUGGUGAUGACGGUUUAUUUUGAUCUGAGCAGAAGGAUGGGCUACUUCACCAUCCAGACCUACAUCCCCUGCAUCCUCACCGUCGUCCUCUCAUGGGUCUCCUUCUGGAUUAAAAAAGACGCAACACCAGCCAGGACUGCUUUAGUAAGCUGUUUUUUCUCAUCUGAAUGUGUUUGUCUUUUACUGGCAGGAAUAACCACGGUGUUGACCAUGACCACACUGAGCACUGUGGCCAGGACGUCGUUACCCAGAGUCUCAUACGUCACAGCCAUGGACCUCUUUGUGACCGUCUGUUUCCUGUUUGUCUUCGCGGCCCUCAUGGAGUACGCCACGCUCAACUACUACUCGUACAGUGCUCGCAGGCCGACCUGUAAAAAGACGAAAAGACCGAACUACUCAGUGCUGGAUGUGGGACCUCCUCCUACAGUCAUCGCUCUGAACAACUCCAUGUACUGGCAAGAAUUUGAUGACGCCUGUCUAUACGAGUGCUUGGAUGGAAAAGACUGCCAGAGCUUCUUCUGCUGCUACGAGGAAUGCAAAGGAGGAGCCUGGAGAAAGGGCAGAGUCCACAUAGAUAUUUUGGAACUGGACGCAUACUCACGCGUCUUCUUCCCCACCUCCUUCUUGUUGUUUAAUGUCGUCUACUGGGUAGGCUACCUCUAUCUUUAG
Messenger RNA from Clarias gariepinus (North African catfish), 1389 nucleotides. RefSeq names its product gamma-aminobutyric acid receptor subunit gamma-3. Gene Ontology annotation, cellular component: GABA-A receptor complex; synapse; postsynapse. Gene Ontology annotation, molecular function: transmitter-gated monoatomic ion channel activity involved in regulation of postsynaptic membrane potential; inhibitory extracellular ligand-gated monoatomic ion channel activity; GABA-A receptor activity. The transcript has 10 exons. NCBI's taxonomy places the organism in Eukaryota, Metazoa, Chordata, Actinopteri, Siluriformes, Clariidae. The coding region runs from base 1 to 1389 and encodes 462 amino acids. The record is from RefSeq and is a predicted model, not a curated record. Gene Ontology annotation, biological process: synaptic transmission, GABAergic; chloride transport; nervous system process.